Aphanomyces astaci is the source of this 2680-nucleotide messenger RNA. RefSeq lists its product as hypothetical. Gene Ontology annotation, molecular function: mRNA binding. NCBI's taxonomy places the organism in Eukaryota, Oomycota, Saprolegniomycetes, Saprolegniales, Verrucalvaceae. Gene Ontology annotation, cellular component: cytoplasm. The transcript is spliced from 3 exons. Gene Ontology annotation, biological process: post-transcriptional regulation of gene expression. The coding region runs from base 55 to 2499 and encodes 814 amino acids. The record is from RefSeq and is a predicted model, not a curated record.
UUCGCGGAUCCCGCGCAAGUGAAACGACACUUUUCGCUGCGCGACUCUUUGGACAUGUCCGUGUAUGAAGCUCGGCCACCAAGCAACAAUUCCUGCAUGAAGAAACAAGACAUGUUUGAUCUGUCCAUGCUUGGCACGCCUUCCGCGUCCUCCAUGUCGCAACCGCAACCUGAGGAUGAUGACGGGAGCAUUGGAAUGAACAACUUCGCGAUUGGGUCACGCAUCCAGCGCUCGAUGAGUGCACCACCCAUUGCCGAGAAUGUUGGCCGAUUGCCGCCCCCCAUGUACGCUCAAAGCGAAUACGACGAGUCGCAGUUGGAUCCUAACAUGAGUCCCCCCGAGUAUUAUUACUACUACGCACCCAAGUCCCACAACCCCCGUUUUCCGAUCUCGUACAACAACUGGGAAGCAAUGCAGAGACAACACCAUGCUCGACAACCAACGACAUCAACGUUGCACCGCGUUCAAAUCUCCGAACGUCGACGCGGUGACAGUGAAGAGUCCACGGAUAGCCAGGCAAGUGUGUCGUCGAACAGAGACUUCGAGGCCGCCGUGGCCGCCGCCGGAGGACAUUCCGUGCACCAAUUUGCCAACAACCAAAUGCCAGAUCAGCGUCUCCCGUACUGCUUGUCCCCCACUGAGUCGUCCGACAGCAAUUCGUCCACUUCCUAUCGACCUCUGAACAAGACACUCAUCGAUCGGAUCCAAGAAGACUUUCCUCGAACUCCGUCGCCAGUGUUUGAUUACCCUCCGACCUCCAACAAAAUGAUGGACGAUGCACAUGCUAUGCGGUAUCCUGACUUGGUGGGGCGUCACGACUCUAUGGAACUCCCUUCCGACAUGCUUCAACGUAUGAACAUGCUGGACGUUGCGAACAGUGGCAAUCACGACGGUCGGUUCCGUUCCAAGUCGAGAGGCAACAAACUGUUUUUUCCUCCUGGCACAGGCGUAUUUCCUCCACCUGGAAUGAUCCCAAACCAACACCAUCACGGACGCUACCCCAUGUACGACCGAUAUGCUCGGGGCGGGGUGCCUGUUAUGCAAUGUCCACCGAGCUACAUGCACCAUCAGUACCAGGAUUCGUACGACCAUAAUUCCGUUCGAGGGCCGUCUCAUCCGGACAUUCGAUUGUUGGCACGAUGUGCUGACUAUGGCCACGACCAUUCAUCAUCGUCGUCGUACAAUGAUCGACGCCAUUAUGAUCUAGGACAAGUGGAGUAUCCAUCGUCGCGAAUGAACCCUCCGCGCGGUGCAGCGUCGUGGGAAGUCCACGUGUCGGACCACCACCGCGGUGACCAGUUGGGCAACCAAGCCUCCCAUCAUUCCCCCCGCAGCCACAUCCACGCGGCGCCACCCCCAUCGGUUCUGCUGCGUGCCAAGGCCAAACCUGCGACCCCCGUGGCUCCGCAGCCAAAGCGCAGCGCGCUCAUGGAUGACUUUGAGUGUCGAUCCAAAGCAACCGCGAAACCCAGCAAAUGGGAACUCGUGGAAGCGCGGGGACACCUGGUCGAGUUUGCCAAAGAUCAGGAUGGCAGUCGCUUCAUCCAACUCAAGCUCGAGUCGGCGACGCCGGACAUCAAGGACAUUGUGUUUAGCGAGAUCGCUCCCGUGGCCCUUCAACUCAUGACGGACGUGUUUGGCAACUACGUGAUCCAAAAGUUCUUUGACCACGGAAAUGCCCACCACAUCACGCAGAUCCUGCGCGUCAUCCAAGGCAACAUGUUGGACCUGGCCAUGCACAUGUACGGGUGUCGCGUGAUUCAAAAGGCGCUUGAAGCGACCGACGACCUCCCCCUCAAACUCGACUUGAUCUGCGAAUUGCAAGGCCACGUGCUCCACUGCAUCAAGGACCAAAACGGCAACCACGUGGUGCAAAAGGUCAUUGAAAUCCUUCCGUGGAAAGCAGUUCCAUCGUCGGUGGCCAUGAUGCCGCGCGCCGCCUUCUUGCUCGAGUCGUUUGUCAACAACGUGUACACCAUGUCCACGCAUCCGUACGGGUGCCGCGUGAUCCAACGUGUGCUGGAGAAAUGUUCCGAGAUGCAAAUGGCGCCCAUGCUUUGCGAAAUUCAAGACGCGUACGGACUCUUGGUCAACGACCAGUACGGCAACUACGUGAUUCAACAUGUGCUCAAGCACGGCCCGCCGUCGGAACGCGCGGCGCUGAUCAAUCGCAUCUACCCCGACAUCGUACGCCUUAGCCACCACAAAUACGCAAGCAACGUGAUUGAAAAGUGCCUCUUGUAUGCGUCCGUGGGCCAGCUGCGAGUGAUCAUGCAGCACAUCCUUAGCACCGACCACGGCGAGUGCCCGCUCCAGGUCAUGAUGAAGGACCAGUACGCCAACUAUGUCGUGCAAAAGCUCAUUGACGUGGCGGACGCGAACGAGCGCGACAAAAUGGCGGCUAUCAUCAAGACCCACGCCGCGCACCUCAAACGGUACACCCAUGGCAAACACAUUUUGAACCGCCUCGAAAACCUCACGGGCCACAAAAUCACGUAAUAUUGCUGCAUCUGUUGGACGUACCAUUACUACUACUACUACUAUUACUAUAUAUUAUUAAUAUGAAUUCUGUGGGAACUCUGGAAAAAUAAUAGUAUUCCGCGAUAGUACUGUAGUACAGUGUAUGACUAUUAAUAUAUACUACUAGUAUUAAAUAAACUAUUAAUAGUACUAACUUCCG